GGAUGAAAAUGCAUUGUGUCGUCUUCGUUUUAUCGGUGAGCAGUGUUGGAAUACUAUCCGGUUCUGCGCUGCGCGACUCAAGAACCGGUUCCAUGUUUAGAGAUUCAAAGCAUGGCUCCGGUUACGGGGUUAAAACACAUUUCGGACAAGCUCCAAAUGUUACAAAAGUACAGGUUGAUUCUCCAGCUUUCCUCCAUUGCCCUAUUGUAGAUCUUACAGACGAUAUUCAGGUUUCCUGGGUUCGGAGAAGAGACUGGCAUAUCAUGAGCCAUGAAGAGCAAACCUUCUCCAGUGAUGACAGGGUUCAGGUCAAGCAUCAGCAAGAAGAGAAGGAUUGGGUUCUACAAAUUAAAUUUGUUCAACAACGAGACUCAGGGCUUUAUGAAUGCCAGGUUACUACUGAUGAUGGUUCCGUGAUAUCCCGCCAGGUCCAGCUUGAUGUCGUUACUCCGGAAGCUCUUAUCCUUGGCAAGGAAGAAUACCAUAUACAACAGGGCUCCCUGAUCUCUCUGAUCUGUAUCCUGGAGAACUCCCUGCUCCCCCCUGACUAUGUGUUCUGGUACCAGAACGAUAAGAUGAUCAACUUCGAUUCUAACCGAGGAGUCUCAGUGCAGACUACAACUGGGAGAAAAACCAGCUCAAAAUUAAAUAUUAAAAGUGCUAGACCAGAGCACAGUGGAAACUAUACCUGUAAACCUUCCAGUGCAGUUCCAGCUUCGAUACAGGUUUUCGUUUUAGGUGAUCAGACCCAGGCUGUGAUAAACUCAGCGUUGGUUCUCAGAUACUCCCAAAUUCUUCUCUUUGUUCUUGCUUCUCUUCGCUGAACCAGCUGUUCAUUAACUGGACCCCUUCACAAAUAUAUAUAAAUUGCCCCCCCCCGUUCCUCCCCCCCCCCCCUUUUCUAAUUUUUAAUGAAUCCUCUUCUACUCUCAUACAUUCUUUAACUUAACAAUAUAUAUAAUAAAUAAAGUACAUAUAUAUCUUCUCUUCUCUACAUAUAUCCACUCGUUCUUCUGUAUCCUUUAUCCUAUUACCUGUACUCUCUCUCUCUCUCUCUCUCUCCUAGUACAGCUAUACCCUCUCUCCUAAUACCUGUACCCUUUCUCUCUCCUAGUACCUGUACCCUCUAUCCUAGUACCUAUACCCCUUCUCCUAGUACCUGUGCUCUCUCUCCUAAUUUUUGUAUCCUCUUUCUCUCUCCAACUACCUGAACCCUCUCUCCUAGUACCUGUGCCUUCUCUCUCUCUCCUGGUAACUGAACCCUCUUCCUCCAUCCUUGUAACUGAACCAUCUCUUUCCCUCCUAGCAACUACCCCUCUCCUUGUCUCCUAGUAACUGAACCCUCUUCGUCCCUCUUCGUAACUGAACCCUCUCCUUCCCUCUCAACAACUGAACCCUCUUCUUCCCUCUUAGUAACUGAACCCUCUCCUUCCCUCCUAGUAACUGAACUCUCUUCUUCCCUCUAAGUAACUGAACCCUCUCCUUCCCUCUUAGUAACUGAACCCUCUCCUUCCCUCCUAGUAACUGAACCCUCUCCUUCCCUCCUAGUAACUAAUCCCUGUCUAUCCCUCCUAGAAACUGAUCCCGACCCUCCCCACUGUUGCCAGUUCUGUUGAAAUGUAUUUUCUUUCUCCUCCCAACCUUCUCAACACUGAAUACUGAACCCUAUUCGAGACUUGUCUCCACCCUCUCUCUGCAAUCAUUAUAUUCAAGUUUCAAGAGUAAUUGAGAAACUUGACUCUGUACAUUGCGGAAGGGAAGACGGAGACUGAACCGUUAUUAAAGGACCAUAAACCAAUGAGGAAAUUUGACUCUCGUCUAAAAAAACAGUCGCAAUGUCAGAGAGAAAAGUAAAUCUUUCUGCAUAUUUAUAUUAAAGAUAGAACAAAUUAAUUUGAGCUAGAACGGAUGUAUUGAAGGAUGGAUGUAACUUAGUAAGAACCGAUAAACUGUUGCUACAUUGGUGAUAUCGGAAUUCGGAGUGCAUAGUACAUGGGUCACUGCAUGGAGAAGGAAUACACCAUUUGACAAAAAAUAGAUUAUUCUCAAAUUUAAAAGUUUAACUAUUUAGGUCAUAAACAAUCACCAAAUUUUUUUCAUGAAUUUUUUUUUUGAUAGUUUUUGCCAUUUUAAAAAUGUUGGUCGAUUUAUAAUGUAUAAAGUAUAAUUUUGUAUAACUAAACAUGCUCUAUAACUCUUAAUUUUAGACCUACAUAAAAAAUUGAAAGAUUUUAAAGUCUCAUAAAAUUUGCAGUAAAUUUGCCAAAAAAAGUGAAAACUUUUUGCAAAAUUUGGACUCCACAAAAAACUUUAAAAUCAUGUCUGACCCCAAAAACCUAGUCUUCGAUGUUUGAACAACAAAAUUAUAUGCAUAGGCUAACCCCAUUUUGCAAGAAAGAAUGUUGAUCUUCAUGCAUUUGGGGUCAUCAUGGGGUAAGAAUUCAAAAAUCCUAUUUUAAGACCCCAAAUUUUGAAAAAAACAUAUUAUUUUUUUAAAUAUAUCAAAAUUUUUACCACAAUUUUACAAAGAUUACCAAAACCGAAAAGUAGAUUUUUGUUUGUUAGUUUUUCAAAAUUCCCGAAGGCCCCCCCCCCCAAUUUGAAACUUUGUGACACCAAAUUUUGAAUAGACUGUGUUUGGUUCAUAAAAUGUAGGCCCGAAUUUUGUAUGAAGCCUCCAAUUGUGGUGAUCUGAACGCUUGACCAUUUUGACAUUGUUAGUAACCACAUAGUUAUGCGCGCUAAGAUAAACUCAGAUAUGCGAACCAUUGUUUGACCUCUGCUCCUCCAUUAUGACCUCGAAGAAUCAAGAUCUUUGAAGACUAAGUAUAAUGUCAUGUUCAGUAUAAAUUUACUCAUUCCUGAAUUGUUCUUGGAUUCCAUUUCAAUGAAAAUAAAUUGACCAUUUUGAAAAUGGCAAAAAUUGCCCCCCAAUUUUUUUUUUUUGAAUGGUGAAUGCUUAUUACAUAAAUAACAAAAAAUCUAAAUUUCAGAAGAAUUUUUUUUGUCAAAUGGUGUAUUCCUUCUCCAUGGAAUGACCCACAUGUAUUAAAAUGUUGAUCUCCUCGAAUUCAAGAAAGUUCCUACACCCUCCACACGCUAACUACUCU
Eurytemora carolleeae is the source of this 3110-nucleotide messenger RNA. Its product is annotated as zwei Ig domain protein zig-8. Bases 3 to 824 code for a protein of 273 amino acids. Gene Ontology annotation, cellular component: neuron projection membrane. The record is from RefSeq and is a predicted model, not a curated record. Lineage: Eukaryota; Metazoa; Arthropoda; Copepoda; Calanoida; Temoridae. Gene Ontology annotation, biological process: synapse organization. The transcript is spliced from 8 exons.